UUUCUAUCUCUCUUUCUCUACCUCCCUUUUUACCCAGAACCAUCCCGUCCACAUAAAAUCAGAGUGAAGAAACCCGUGGCUGAAGGGUAUUUCUCCAUCUCUUUGCUUUUCGCAGAGCCCCAGGUGGCUGUUUAUUUCCCUUGGACAACCGUAAUCCCUUUGGUGCUGUCCUUAAGGAGCAUCUGUUAUCACUCCUGUGUUGGACAGGGAGGGGAACAGUUUGAAUACAAAAGUCGAACCCAUCCCCUGCUCUUUGGAGGUGAAAGUCACUGCGUGUAAUUGCCUGGUUUUGCAGAACGGAGGUGGAUUUUCCCUGGAAUCUGCGUGAACUGAAGGGUUAAUGGUUUCUGGAUGUUGAACGUAACGCUGAUCUGUUGGAGUUCAUUAAUUUAUAGGGAUAAACUCAUUAGUAGAAACCUUUCCUUGUUCCUCGGUGACAACUUCUUUCAAGGCCACGACAUUAAUGGAGCUCUGGAGCCAUCUAACAUCGACACCAGCAUCCUGGAAGAGUACAUCAGCAAGGAGGACUCGCCAGAUAUCUGUUUCCCUGACAUCUCUGCUUCAGCUGGCUGCGCGCACCCCCAGCCCUCCAGCUCAGCCACCGUCAGCGCGCCUCUUCCCAGUUCCGUCGGCAGUGCUGGGCAUGUGAACAACCCUGCUUCCAGCGGUGCCCUCCACCUUCCUCCCCCGGGCAGCCAGAUCCCGAUCCGUCAUGGUCCUCUUCUGGCCAACCCUUGCGGACCCAGCUAUGGUGCUCACCUCAACUGCAAUAACAACAAUGGCAUGGCGGUGCCCAAGGGCUACCUUGGUGGCCACUGCCUAAACAACAUGGUCCCUCCAAUCAAAUCGGAGCCCAAGGCCUCCUACGCACCUGGCACUUUACCUGACUCUCCCCCUGACUCUGGAUCAGAAGCCUACUCCCCUCAGCAGGUGACCGAUCCUCACCUCCUUCGGACCAUGACCCCCGAGAACAUGUGCCAUGUAAUUCCCCCAUCCCGCCUGGAGCACCCCCCGCCGCCGCCGCCUCCUCCUCCUCCUCCCCCCCACCUGCAGGCCGUGCCCCCUCCUUCCCACCAGCACUUCCCUGGCCUGCAGCGGGACCUGUACAUGAAGGCUGAGCCCCUGAUGCCUCCCUACGGCAUGGGACAGGGCAUGGCGCCGGCCGACCUCCACCACGCUCAGCAGUCGCAGAUGCUGCACCAGCUUCUCCAGCAGCACGGAGCAGACCUCCCGGUGCACCCUGCCAAGAAAAGGAAGCACUCCGAGUCACCCCCCAACACCCUCAGCGCGCAGAUGCUCAACGGGCUGAUAAAGCAGGAGCCGGGCAUGGGGUCUGUGCCACUCAACCCCGACAGAGUUCCCACUCCUCCUUGGCACCAGCCAGGACCUCUCUCUCCAGGCCUGAUUCAGGAUAACGACAGCUUGAAUGGCUCCUACCUAGACCCCAACUACCAGUCUAUAAAGUGGCAGCCGCAUCAGCAGAACAAGUGGGCAACUCUCUACGACGCCAACUAUAAAGAACUCCCCAUGCUCACGUACCGCGUGGACGCCGACAAAGGCUUCAACUUCUCCGUGGGCGACGACGCCUUCGUGUGCCAGAAGAAGAAUCACUUCCAGGUCACGGUCUACAUCGGCAUGCUUGGAGAUCCCAAGUAUGUGAAGACCCCCGAGGGCCUGAAACCCUUAGAGUGCUUCUACCUGAAGCUGCACGGAGUGAAGCUAGAGGCCUUGAACCAGUCCAUCAACAUCGAGCAGUCGCAGUCCGACCGCAGCAAGCGGCCCUUCAACCCCGUCACGGUCAACCUGCCUCCGGAGCAGGUCACCAAGGUCACCGUGGGGCGGCUGCACUUCAGCGAGACCACGGCCAACAACAUGAGGAAGAAAGGAAAACCCAACCCAGACCAGAGGUAUUUCAUGCUCGUGGUAGCCCUGCAAGCACAUGCUCAGAACCAGAACUACACGCUGGCAGCCCACAUCUCUGAGCGCAUCAUCGUCCGAGCCUCCAACCCUGGCCAGUUUGAGAGCGACAGUGACGUGCUCUGGCAGCGGGCGCAGCUCCCUGAUACCGUGUUUCACCAUGGCCGGGUGGGCAUCAACACGGACCGCCCCGAUGAAGCCCUCGUGGUCCACGGCAACGUGAAGGUGAUGGGAUCCUUGAUGCACCCGUCGGACGUCCGAGUGAAGGAGGACAUCCAGGAGGUGGACACCACAGAGCAGCUGAAGAGGAUCUCGCGGAUGAGGCUGGUGCACUACAACUACACGCCUGAGUUUGCGGCUACGGCGGGCAUUGACAGCACCUCCGAGACAGGUGUCAUUGCUCAGGAGGUAAAGGAGAUCCUCCCUGAAGCUGUGAAGGACACCGGGGACCUGGUCUUUUCCAAUGGGAAGACCCUGGAGAACUUCUUGGUGGUGAACAAGGAGCGCAUCUUCAUGGAGAACGUGGGAGCCGUGAAGGAGCUGUGCAAGCUGACGGACAACCUGGAGACGCGCAUCGACGAGCUGGAGAGAUGGAGCCACAAGUUGGCCAAGCUCAAACGCCUCGACAGCAUGAAGUCGACCGUGAGCUCCGGGGCGUUCAGCCAAACGGGAAGCCAGUUCAGCCGUGCGGGAAGCGUGCCUCACAAAAAGAGGCCCCACAAGAUAGCCAGCAAGACGCCGUCGGUCGUCCCGGAGCAGGCCUGCAUCAGUCAGCGCUUCCUGCAAGGCACCAUCAUUGCCUUGGUGAUCAUCAUGGCCUUCAGUGUGGUGUCCAUGUCCACGCUCUACGUGCUGAGCUUGCGCGGCGAGGAGGACCUCGUGGAUAUCGAAGGGUCCAGCCAGAACAUCGACAAAACGCAGCUGGUGCGAUCCACAGCCGCGUCGGACAGGGCCAGCAGCAGGACCCCGACGCACCACGGCACGGCGAACGCGCUCAGCGUACUCGACGCUCUGCCUGGUCACAGCGUGCUGGCGUGCUUCAACCCACCGUGUUUCUCCACCUGCUGCUCUGCCGCUCCCACCAAUGUUUCCUCCGUUGCCCUCUCUGAGGCCAGCCCUACCCGUGCCACCAAUCAGACAGACCAAAGUCAGACCUCACUCCAGCCGGUGACAAAUAUCAAAGCCAAAUCCAGGGGCAUCACCAGGAAGGCAUCCUCCUACACCAAGUGGCCAAAGACGCCUGACAGGUCUCAGAGCUUCGGCAGCCCCAAUGCCAGCCCCUCCUCCCCCUUCACCCACCUGCAGGGCAAAUCCAAGUACAUCUCCAACCUCUCGCUCUCCCGCAGCAACUCCCCACUGGGGCAGGCCCGGCCACAGCGCAGCAUCAGGCAGCCGGUGAGCGAGUGGCCCCACGCGCAGGACCCCAGCCCGGAUGGGCCAAGCCCAGUGCUGCGUUCCAUCCGGAUCCUGGAGAUUGAUAUGGCCAUCCAGUCCCAGUUCUGUGCGGCCGGCAACGCGUGCAGGACUGGAAACUUCACCUACCGCAUCCCCGUCAGCCAGCUGACAGCGGUGAACACCAACCUGACCCUGGAGAUGAACUCCUCCUCGGUGCUGUCCAUCUCCCUUUGCGGCCUCGCCUCCAGCGACCCUUGCCAGGAUGCUGCGAGCACAGACGGCUUCAGUGAGGGCACGGACACGCAGGAAACGACGCACCGCUGGCCUCUGCUGAUGAUGUCUUUCAGGGAGUUCACCUACCACUUCAGAGUGGCACAGACUGGCCGGGCCAACUGCAGCACUGCUCCCGAACAGAUGGGACACCUUUUUACUGACUAUUAUUUUCAGUUUUACUGGCUCUGUGAGUGAGUCCUGGCAGCACCAGCGCCCUUUGGUUGGAGAGAGGAGAGGGACCGGUGACACUGGGGAACCUCCUGGACACCUUCCACCGCUGACCCCCCGCCCCACCUUAGCCCCAUCGCCCUCCUCGGGGGUGGAGAUGGUUUGGUUGUGGCUGGCAGCGCCGACACCGAAGUACAGCACGCGCAGAACACAGGACCUGAGCCCCAGAAACACAACCAGCCCCGCGCCAUCUCCCGGGCUCAGCUAGCACCAACCACCCUACCCUGCCCCAAAUACCUCUCCUUCCCUUCUGGGGACGCCUGUGUCCCCCACCCCCUGCGACACUGGAUUUUGAAAGCAUUACACUGGACGGAACGUGGACGGAUCUGCCGCAUUCCGGAGCAUGGGACGGGCCCAGCUGUGCCACGUCGGUUCUCCACAACACUGGAAUUGCUCAACACUGGAGCCCUUUCCAAGAGGGAAAAGCUGGAGUUUCUCCUGGAAAGGACAGGCUGUGCCUGGACGUACUGGAAGUCGUACACUGGAGUUGCUGUUCCUUCUAGCUGGACCUGCAGCCCCACUGGACCCCUGGAGACCCCAGGACCCCUGUUCUCUACAGAAGGUGCAGCUUCCACACAGCCCCCCCCUCCUCACUGUGCUGUCACCGUAUCCAGGUCAGGUUGGAUCAACUCAAGAACCCCACUGGAGAUGCUGCUCAGGCUGUGCCCAGGCCAAACCACACGCGGGGACGCUUAACCGUCAGCCCAUGGGAGAAGAACUACCCCAAGCCACCUGUGUUAAGUGUCACUUCAACGCUGUGGGACCCGUUUUCUUCAUUUGCCAGCUGCCCAGUUGGCCGUCGAGUCGGCACAGACACGCUGGAGAAAAAGAGGACUGGCCAAGCCCGGUGCGCCCUGCAGAGCAAGGCUGGGCUGCUGGGGAUGUGCGGCAUGGUUUCACUGCACCACCAGCAUAACGGGGGAAGCGGCGGUGACGUGGAGUGUACUUUGGGUGUUUUACUGUUACAAGUUCUUAACUUGCUAAACUACUGAAUUAUGACGAUUUUUUUUUUUUUUAAUAAGCGAGCCGCAUAAAAAUGGGUCUCUCCAUUGUGUCCCUGUUGAGCUCUGUGCAUCUUGCAUAGGGGCCACUGCUGAGCUCCGUGUUCAAGCCUGAGUGCUGCACCAGCGCUGCGAUGCCAGCUCCCAGUGCUCCCACGUCCUCCUCCCCGUCCUGCUCCGGCUCAAGGAGAGCUCUGCCCUCCUGGAGGCUGAACCACCAGAAAACAGACUCAUUUUCCUGGACGCACGCGACUUGAACCAAUCUGGUUUUGGGAAACGGCAUCAGGAUCCGGCUGCUGUGCUUUGUCGUGUCAGUGGAGACGGAUGCAGCGAUCCUUGUGCCAGUUUGCAGGCCACGUUGUUUACGGGGCAGCAGCAGCUCUCUGCCACCGCCAGCCAGCAGGCUCUGCUGCUCCGGAGGAACGAGCUGCCAAGAUGUUUUACCUGAUAGAUGGCUCCUACGUGCAGCCCUUCUGUUCCAGAGCUCCCUUCUGAGGCUGUCCCAGCAGAGCAGCCACAGCCUUGCAAUUCCUCGCAGCAUCGCUGGGAGUUUACCCGGCUGCCUCCCCAGGACCUUGCCCUUCCCUUUAUUGGCAGGGCAGUUCCGAGGUCGGGUCUUUAUUCCAAUGCCUGCGGGCAGCAUUGAACGGUGUGGGUGACGCUCUCCAGUGAGCACGAUGCACUGAAGCCUGGGCAGCCAGGAAACCAGAGGGUGAGCAGGGAAUGCCCGGCAGCCAGAUGGGAACGAAGUUCAGGGAGAGCUUUGGGGAGCUGAGAGGAGAGCAAGAGGCUCGGGAGUAGCGACGCACAAACAGGUCAGCUCCGUGCUCAGCAGGAUUUUCUGCUUCUGGAAGGAAACCCUUCGGUGGAGCUCUCCAGAGAGGAUGCUCAGCACUCUUCUUUCCACCUGCCCUAAGCGUUUUGCUCAGCCUUACGCUGAAGAAGUUGCUUUCUCGGCAGCUUUAACUCUCCACUUGGCAAUCAGUGGCCCAGCCAAUCCUCAGCCAGGCGAGCGAUGCCCGGCUCCGCUCAGCUGAGGGGUGGCCUUCUCCGAUCCCGCUGCCGUCUCUCCUCCCUGCCCGUGCUCUUUCAGCCCCCAUCGAGGCUCCAGGCAGCGCCGCGAGGGCUGGAGCUGACGGUGCUGCCUGCAAUCACCACCACGGAUCCAGCCUCGCGUGGGAGGGCAGAAAGCAAUCAGCCCCAGGACACGUGCCAGCAGCAGCAGCAGCAGCCCAAGAAGAGAUGGGGGGGGGGCUCUCAGGUGUCCCCGCGACGCUCGGCCACGGGGUUACGAGGGCCUCAGCAAACCAAGUGCCUGAUGGCUACGGGAACGUCCCCAGUGCCUUGUUCCACCACCAGGGUUCCCUACGCCUGCGUUCAACGCUGUGUGCCUCGAAACCAGCGGUCCCUUAGCUUAAGAAAUUAGACGAGGCGAUACCUGAAGUGCAACAGGUGGUCCCGCCCCUCGUGCACAGCUGUGUUCCCCAUCCCCAAUCAGUAACCAGAAGAGUUAACAAUCAGGCCUUUACCUGCGUGAGACGGAGGGAGCUCUGAGCCCACGUCUCCAGCCCUGCAGCUCGGGGAAACCCUUCUUCAGCUGGAAACGAGAGCUUCAUCUCUCUAGACAUUCUUGGCAGGAAGGAAGACGAGCGUGGAAACGAGGCCGCUUGCCAAAGUUUGGCUGUUUCGGAGUUUGUUUCAAAAGCAAAUUCACAAACAUCCUGCCCUCCUGGGAAGAGCUUAAAGCCUGUAAAUAGAGACUGAACCACCGCCGCCGCGAGAAUUAAGAAAACAAGUAAAGCACUAAUUUGUUUGGUUUAAAUGUUGCUGUCACAGCUUUAAUCACUGUAUAUUGCCAGCGAGUUCGUAGCGUCGCCUUCUUAGCAGGUCUUAUUGAUGGUAGGUUUUUAUGUGGGGGGAACGAGCGUGGUUUCCCUUCCUUUCUUUCUGAUUUAUAUUUAUAUUUUGCUAAAUGGGAGGGCCGAGUCUCCGGCUUCCCCACUUUUACGUUCGGCUUAUUUAGACUUUGUUUUGUGCUGGAGGUAAAUAUGCCUAUAUAAAUAAAAUAUAUGAAUAUUGCUUUGUAUCCAA
Numida meleagris (helmeted guineafowl) is the source of this 6905-nucleotide messenger RNA. RefSeq names its product myelin regulatory factor (gene MYRF). Gene Ontology annotation, molecular function: DNA-binding transcription factor activity; sequence-specific DNA binding. The record is from RefSeq and is a predicted model, not a curated record. Gene Ontology annotation, biological process: positive regulation of DNA-templated transcription; central nervous system myelin maintenance; protein autoprocessing. The transcript is spliced from 26 exons. Lineage: Eukaryota; Metazoa; Chordata; Aves; Galliformes; Numididae. The coding region runs from base 352 to 3780 and encodes 1142 amino acids. Gene Ontology annotation, cellular component: endoplasmic reticulum membrane; nucleus.